AUGCUAUGCAAUGCAUGUAUCAACAUACUGUCGGUGAUUAAGACGCACCCGCCGGGGAGCUGGACUGGCACCAAGCCAGUACUCUUUGAUCACCCUGAGGGACCGAACGAAUGGGCAGGUUCUCACCACGUCCACGAGGGCGACUUCUAUGAGGCGGUCCGGCGGGGGUGUUACAUCUGCUGGACGAUCUAUAGAGACUGCAGCACCGAGCUUCGAGAGCAAGCCCAUGCAUUUCGCACGUUCUACCAACUCCGAGCACUGGACGCUGACGGCACGCUCCCUCACCUAGAGGACCAUUACGAGUUAGAAUUUACGACUGAGAUCUUAGAAGGAGAGGCCCCGAUUGCGAAGCAACAAGUUUUCGACUGCAGCGGCGUUUUUAAAAUCAUUCCCAAAAAUGAGGUAUCUGCCUCAGGGGAGCCACUCGCUUUAACACCAAACACGUUUUCAGGGAAAUGUAAAGAUCAAGUCCAGCAGUGGCUUGAUAAUUGUCAGAAGAAGCACGUUCAAUGUAAUCAGGACUGGCGUACAGGCGCAGGGUCUCCUGUCCGCUUAUUGCACAUCGAUCCGGCUUCUGGAGGCACGUUCCGUUUGGAGACGUUUGCCAAAAAAACUCGACCCCCCAGAUACGUUACGCUGAGCCAUUGCUGGGGAGCUGGAACGGCAGUCACGUUGACCACAGAAAAUCAAGCACGUUUAUCAGCAGAGUGGUCUCCGAUCAAUUUGCUCCCAAAGAGAUUCCAGGACGCUAUGCAGAUUGCCAUCUGGAUGGGAGUGAAGUACAUUUGGAUUGAUGCGCUAUGCAUCAUCCAGAACUCCAGGGAUGACUGGCUUGCGGAGAGUACGAAAAUGGGCGAUAUCUAUACGAACUCUUUCUGCAAUAUUGCGGCUACGAGCGCAGACCCAGGCCGAGGAUGUUUUACCGAGAGGCGAGUUUACAUGGUGGAGCCAUAUCCUCUACCCGACCCCCAACUACAGGACGGAGAAAAGACGUACGUGAUCGGUUACGAUGAUUUUUGGAGCAACAGCCUCUCCGACACGGCCUUGCACAAAAGGGGGUGGGUUCUGCAAGAGCGCCUGCUGAGCCCACGGACAAUCCAUUUCGGACAAGAGCAGAUAUUCUGGGAAUGUCGAUGUGAAAUGGCCUGCGAGGCAUAUCCUCAUGGCAUCCCCGAGCAAUUUCACAACCGGAAAAUGCACGCCUGGAGGCAGGCAGACAAGAUCCUCGACCCAGCCUACAAGCGAUCGCCCGAAUCGUCAUUGAUAUCGAAAUAUCUGCCGCGACUGAUCUCCAAUUGGCUGACCUCGGGCUCGAAAGCCGACGACCUCUAUUGGGUCUAUGAAAUCUGGACCCGGAUUGUUGAGGCGUACAUGGAAUGCAAACUGAGAUAUGGCGAGGACAAGCUCGUCGCGAUCUCGGGCAUUGCUCAGAAAGUGGCCGAAGCGACCGGAGAACGAUAUCUUGCCGGACUGUGGGACAAUGCCAUGCUACCACAGAGUCUGCUCUGGUUCGUGUUGGGCAGGAGGCAAGCUGAUGGCACUCCAUCACUCAGAAAUGCUUCGGCUGGGGAUCUGGACUAUCGCGCUCCAUCCUGGUCGUGGGCGUCACUCGAGGCCAAGGUCAUCUGGAACUGGCCUGCCCAGUGUGACAAGGUCGUCAUCGACAUCCUGAGCACCAACAUUGAGCAGCCCACUGGCAGCAGACUGGCCAAGGUGUCGGCGGCGCAGAUGAAGAUUCGAGGUUAUCUGGUCGAGGCUUGUCUCCGGGUGACGAGUCGGGAUAUGGACGGAAACCCCGAAGAGGACGGACUAUAUACGUUGGUGCUCGACAGUCACGACGCCUCCAACGCCAUGCAACAACACUCGAUGGAACCGACCAUCUACCUCGACACGCCGAUGUUGCCCCACUGCGAAUCGAUGGACGUAUUCCUCCUCCCGAUCUGCACCCAGUGGCAGAGCCGAUAUGGACUGCAGGCUACAAAUCUGGCGGGCCUGCUCCUGAGAAAAGUGGUGUCGCCUACGGCCGGGACGAGGUACGAGAGAAUUGGAAUUUUCGGGUUGGAUUACAGCCAGGCUUGUGCCGUUUGCGGGAUUGGCCCUGACGACGCCCGCUCCAUCGAGAGUGCAUUGGAGAGGAUGAGACGGGAAGACAUCUGCCUCAUCUGA
This is a messenger RNA of Fonsecaea erecta, 2166 nucleotides long. RefSeq lists its product as hypothetical. The record is from RefSeq and is a predicted model, not a curated record. NCBI's taxonomy places the organism in Eukaryota, Fungi, Ascomycota, Eurotiomycetes, Chaetothyriales, Herpotrichiellaceae. Bases 1 to 2166 code for a protein of 721 amino acids. The transcript is spliced from 2 exons.